AUGGAAGGUUGGGAGGUGCUUAUGAUUGUAAUAGCAGUGAUUGCAUUUUUAGUUUGUUUCAGUUAUCUUCUAAAAUGCUGUUGGAAAUUAAAGAAAAUCAGAACUUCGUCUUCAAAUGGUUCAGAAAGUCCAGUUGCCGAUGCAGAAGCCAGGCCGAGUUCAAAUUCUGCUGACAGUGAUACUCGCCCGGAGCCAAUAGCACCAAGUCAAAUAGAAAUCGAUGCGCCCGAAGUUCCCGAAGAAUCCGUCUCGAGGGGAAAAGAAGAUUUACCUCCAAGUUACGAUGAUAUUCUAAAUGAGUGGUAA
Molecule: messenger RNA, 306 nt
Organism: Oikopleura dioica
Lineage: Eukaryota; Metazoa; Chordata; Appendicularia; Copelata; Oikopleuridae
Source: the annotation of a GenBank genome assembly